GGAAACAACGACGACCUGAUCCUCUCCUGCUGCCUCCACUAUUGCAACGACAGGGCCAAGGACUUCAUGCCAGCCAAGAAAGAUGACCCCAUCCGGCUGCUGCGGGAGGUGGUGCUGCUGACCGACGACCGGAACCUGCGGGUGAAGGCCUUGACCCGCAACGUCCCCGUCAGGGACAUCCCCACCUUCCUGCGGUGGGCCCAGGAGGGCUGAGCGGACGCCUCCCCUGGGAAGCCGUGCAUCUCGUUGCCAACGUGGAGGGCGGCCUCAGGGCGUGCCCGUGCCCCGUGCCAGGGCUGUUGUGCUGCCACCACUGCCGCCCCCUCAUCCUUCCAGGAGAAAACCCAGCACAAUAAACGCAGCCUCUUCAACUCCACCUGGAAUGGCCAUGCUGUGGGUGCACGCACACGCGUGGAGGAGGAGCCCCCGCGCAGGCGCUCACUGUGGAGGGGGGCAAGGGCGAGUAGGGUUUCUGGCCUCUGGGGCGAGGAGGAGAGGCCGGUCGGAGGGGCCCAAGCGGGCCUCUCGCCCCCCCCCCCUGGCUCAGCUGCAGGAGCCCUUGACAGUCGGGCCCCCUCUGGAGCAGGU
Molecule: messenger RNA, 588 nt
Organism: Thamnophis sirtalis
Lineage: Eukaryota; Metazoa; Chordata; Lepidosauria; Squamata; Natricidae
Source: RefSeq, a predicted model, not a curated record